GUAUUCUUUUCUUUUUCUUUUUGCUUUACUACAAUAAUGUCGACAGGUAGCAAAAGAUCGAAUGACCAAUCACCAGAAACGGAAGAAGCCAAACGUAUUCGGGUAGGUGCUACACGCAAUACAGAUAUUCAUAUGGUACCUCAAGCACCCAAGGUACCCAAAACCAUGGUGGAAAAGGAAAAUGCUCGACGGUUGAUUGUGAUUCUGGAAGGGGCUACAUUGGAAACGCUCAAGGUUGGCAAGAAAAAGGAAGGCAACUAUCAAUUGUUAAAUGUGGAUGAUCAUUUGCAUAUUUUGAAAAAGACCGGCCGGGAAACUUAUGAAGCUCGACCUGACAUUACACAUCAAUGUCUUCUCACUUUACUCGACAGUCCACUCAACAAGGCAGGGUUACUUCAAGUCUUUAUCCAUACCCAAAAGAAUGUCCUGAUUGAAGUCAAUCCUCAUAUUCGUAUUCCUCGUACUUUUAAACGUUUUGCUGGUUUGAUGGUUCAAUUAUUACAUAAACUUAGUAUUCGUGCUGUCAAUGGUCAAGAAAAAUUAUUACGUGUGGUAGAAAAUCCAGUGACAAAAUAUUUGCCUACCAAUAGUUACAAAAUGGCAUUAUCUUGGGAUGCACCUACUGUCAAGUUAUCAGAAUAUAUGCCCACCAUUCCUAGUGAUAAGAAUAUUGUGGUGGCCAUUGGAUCUAUGGCUCAUGGUACAGAUGAUUUUGCAGAUGCCUAUGUGGAUGAAAAGAUCAGUGUAUCGGAUUAUUCUUUAUCAGCCUCUGUAGCUUGUGGCAAGAUUGCUUGUGCUGUAGAAGAAUUAUGGGGAAUUGUAUAGAAAUAAUCAUCUCCUGUUUUUUUUUUUUUAGUAUAUAUAUAUAUUUUUGUAUCAUUCAUCAUCAUUCUUUAUUAGUCACUUCAUUUAUUUGUAUGAAAAUAAACUUUUUUUUUAUUUCCAC
This is a messenger RNA of Halteromyces radiatus, 946 nucleotides long. Its product is annotated as Alpha/beta knot methyltransferase. Gene Ontology annotation, biological process: rRNA base methylation. The transcript has 3 exons. The coding region runs from base 37 to 825 and encodes 262 amino acids. The record is from RefSeq and is a predicted model, not a curated record. Gene Ontology annotation, molecular function: rRNA binding; rRNA (pseudouridine) methyltransferase activity. Gene Ontology annotation, cellular component: small-subunit processome; nucleolus. NCBI's taxonomy places the organism in Eukaryota, Fungi, Mucoromycota, Mucoromycetes, Mucorales, Cunninghamellaceae.